Gordionus sp. m RMFG-2023 is the source of this 2380-nucleotide messenger RNA. Its product is annotated as fibrillin-2-like. Gene Ontology annotation, molecular function: calcium ion binding. The transcript has 16 exons. The coding region runs from base 78 to 2297 and encodes 739 amino acids. Lineage: Eukaryota; Metazoa; Nematomorpha; Gordioida; Chordodea; Parachordodidae. The record is from RefSeq and is a predicted model, not a curated record.
UUAAUAUUAUUAUAAAUAAAUAUAUAUUUUUUUUAAAUAGUUAAAUUUUGAAGUAAAAAAAAAAGUUGAUCCAAUCCAUGAAUUUAUUUUUAAUAUUAGCUAUCAUUUUAUUAAUUAAGGUGAAUAGAGGCGUGUCUUUAGAAUCGACACUUGAUUAUUGCUGCAAUCGCGGAAAUCUCCAAGCCCUAGAACGAAAUCACUGCUUAUUCCCUAAUCACACAGAAGGAAUCGAAGUUUGGAUCAAAGAAGAUGACAUUUCAAGGUGUCAAAUAUCUUUCGAAAUAUGUUGCGCUCAAACAUUAGAAACUUCGAGAUGCGAUUUAACGAAAGAGUUCGUUAUUAAUGAGGGAAUAUUCGCGAAUUGUUCUUCCGUUCCUCUUUCAUUUAACCAUUCCACCACGUGCGUCAAUAAAUGUUGCGAAUGUUGUAAAAUCGGACUAAUCACAUUGCACGACGGAAAAUCGUGUUCCGAACUAGAAUCCUUGAAAUUGUGCGACAAUAUUGCUUUAGAUUGCUGUGAAUACAAUAUCACCAAAUUGGAAAUUUCGAACGAAAUUGUAGAAAAGACUUUCGAUAAAAGAUGCUUUGAGCUCGGGCAUUGCUCCCCUAUCUGCUCGCCUACUAUAAACGGGAAAAAUAUCUGCAAAUGUCCCAAUGGAUUUUAUAAAAGGUCAAUGGAUAAUAAUUGUGUUGACAUAAAUGAAUGUUUAGAGGGGAUCAAUAAUUGCACCUACAAUGAAAUGUGUAUCAAUAUAUACGGGACUUAUAAAUGCGUUCCAGAUAUCACGCCAUAUUGUGGAAAAGGAUUUAUAUGGAAGUCAAAACUUUUUGAAUGCCAAGAUGUAAACGAAUGUGAAUUUCCUGAUCUGAACACUUGCGAAAUGGGUAUGCGAUGCGAAAAUUUGCCGGGGUCUUACAAGUGUAGAAGAAUACUCGGGUGCGGUACAGGAUACAUAAUCGAUAAUGUCACUCAAAAAUGUUAUGACGUGAAUGAAUGCGAAACAGGAACUCACGAUUGCCAAGAAUCGUUCGAGUGCGUAAAUACGAAAGGUUCUUUCAGGUGCGUACGUAAAAUCUGUCCCAAAAAUCAAACUUUAGACGCCGUAAAUGGACGAUGCGAUCUUAAAGUAUGUCCACCGGGCUUCUACUUAGAUAUUUUUGGCGAUUGCGUCGAUAUUGAUGAAUGCAAACAACUUGAUAUAUGCCACGAGGGGCAGGUUUGCAUGAAUGAACAGGGCUCGUAUAAAUGUAAAAAUACUAAAUGCCACUUGGGUUAUCAAAUGGAUGAGGAUAGGAAUUGCAUUGAUAUUGAUGAAUGCCAGAUAGGAAUCCAUAAUUGUCAUGGAGGACAAAUUUGUUCAAAUCUCAAGGGUGGCUUUAAUUGCGAUUGCCCUCCUAAUCAUUAUUUUGAUCGCGAUUACAAUCAGUGCAAAAUAAAUAGAGUUAUUGGCUGUGAUCCUUACAAAAAUAACUGUGGUUGCGCUUCUGGAUUUCAGUUAUCUCGCUAUUCCGAAUGCAUAGAUAUAGAUGAAUGCCUAAAUACCACUCUAUGUGAGCAUAGCUGUAGUAACACACGGGGCUCUUACAUUUGCCAAUGCAAAGAUGGGUAUAGGUUGAAUGAAAAUAAGCAUAACUGCGACGAUGUAAAUGAAUGUCACGAAUUUUUCGGGGCAAAUUCCCUUUGCCAAGGAAUGUGUAUAAAUGAAAUUGGGUCCUUUAAAUGUGGAUGUCCUGAUGGAUACCAUCUUUUGUAUGAUGGGAGAUCUUGUAAAGAUAUAGAUGAAUGCAUGUCACCCAAUUUGUGCAAGGAUGAACAAAUAUGUAUAAACACCAGGGGAAGCUAUGUUUGUAAAGGUGUAAUAUGUCCCCCGAAUUAUAUUCUAAAACCGUCAUACAAUAAAAAUAUCCAGGAAAAUGGUUACAUGUGCGAUAAAAAUUGCGAUCCCUAUGAUAUCACUUGCCUGCUAAACAAUGUGCUAACUUACAGAUAUCAAUUCAUAACUAUGCCCUCAACCACUAAAUUGUAUGAACCCAUCUCUAUAGCCAGCAUAUUUCCUAUAAGUAACAGCGAUAAAAUGAAGAUACAUUGUUCUAUAAAUUCUGGUAACUACGGAGGCUUUUUCGAUAUCUUAACCACUCCCAAUAAUUCGUGUCAAUUCAGACUUGUACAACCUAUAUUCGGUCCUUACGACGAAAUAAUUCACAUCAAGAUGGAUGUCGCGAGUCAGUACUACGUACCCAGACGCGUUUCCCACAUGUUCAUGUUAAAUAUAUUCGUUUCGAAAUACAAAUUUUAAGGAAAACUGAAGAAGAAUGAAGAGAAAAAAAAAAUCAAAAUACGUUUAUAAAACUAAAAAUUUCGCGAAUAAUUUACUAAAUA